Molecule: messenger RNA, 3126 nt
Organism: Cyclospora cayetanensis
Lineage: Eukaryota; Apicomplexa; Conoidasida; Eucoccidiorida; Eimeriidae
Exons: 29
Source: RefSeq, a predicted model, not a curated record
CUGUCGUAUGUCCCGGAAAGGAUCCCGCUCUCCCGUCUCAGCAAUCCGUAUGCGUGCCGGGUGCUUUCCUCCAUCUGCCGAUUUCUCGCGUAUUAUUUGACGGACCAAACAGACGAGAUUGUGCAGGGUGUUGCGGAGGCCCUUUUUGCCGCGCAUCGGGAGAAGGCGAUUCUUGACGUCCUGGAGGUCAAGGACGAGGAGGUCCUUGUUUCCGCUGUGGAGUGCUUGAACAGCAUUCCUUUGCGGUUCCUCACGAAGGAGACCGUUGCCCUCCUCUUAAAUUUGCUGCGCAGGCUGGCAUACCCCCACAUAGGGCUAAAUUCGCUGGUGCUGCAAACGGUAGUGCUCCUGCUCACGUCCUUGGCCUCUUGGGAUUCUCCUCAGGCUGUCCCAGUGUUGAAAUCGACCAUAGAGAACAUGCAUGCCCUCAAUAAGGCCUGCGUGGACUUCCUGCUCGCUGCCUCCCGUGUGGAAGAUGUUAGAGACAUCAUGAGACUCGCAGACAUCAUAGAGGGGUGGCCAGAUCUCCCAGAUGCCGGCAAGGACCUCGGACUAAGGGAUUUUGUCCGCUUGUGCAUAGCGGAACGUUUGUCGCUGCUGCUCGCUCCCCUUUGCAGCCGCAGCACGACGCAAAGGCACUCGAGACAGAGGGCUCUUAAGGAAAACGCGGAGUAUUGGGCAGGGCGACUAAAAGCGGAUAUUGAGGAUGCAGAGGCCGAAAUCGCCAAGGCAAAAGAAGAGGCCGCUGAGGAGGCGGAUGUGGAAGAACUUGCAGUGCUGCACCAACCACAGAAGAGGAGCGAGCUGGUGAAGUCUAUUACUCAGGCAAAGCCAAAGAGCUGGAGGGAAAAGUUGAAAAACCGAAACAAAGCCCAGCAGGAAAGCGCCCCAGCCAAGAAACCGUCCUCCAAGCAGUCCAAGUCCCCUACUGCUGACCUCGAAGAGGAUCCAGCCUAUGCCGAUCUUUACGGAACUGAAAGCAACGUGCCCUCGCUGUGGUUAAACUUCCAUGCUGCUGAGCUGCAGCCGGCCUACAUCAUCGCUGCCACCCUCAGGCUGCUAUAUGCGGCAAUCGCAUAUCCGGUCAUUGCUGUUGCGAGAAGUGAUACUUUGCGCGUAUGCCGACGCAUCAUCUUUCUUCGCACUCUAACUUCGUUGGUCGAAGCUGUGCCCUUUGCUGCAGCAAAUGUUGGCGCAAAAUUCUGCAGACUUAUGCAGCGCGUCCUCCAGAUUGAGCCCCACCAACCGGCGGAGUCCAUGGAUCUUAUUCUGAACUACGAUAUUGUCGGAGAAUGCACUCGGCAGAUGAUGGUGCCCCUACGCCACCUCGUCAGGCAAGCAUCAACAAGACCGCUGGAUCUUAAGGAGCAGAUCCUCUGCAUGGAGCUCGCUGGACUGUACGCAACUCUUGCUCGCCAAAUUCCGUACAUCAAGUUUUCUGAGGAGAGGGAUGUGCAGGAUUGGGCUGUAGAGAAGACAUACGAAAGGCUCUUUCCCGUAACUACAAUCCAGCUCUUCGUAUCGAUGCUUAUCAUGGAUCUGGCGAUUGACGCUGGCAGCUCUCAUGGCACUUACGUUUCGCAUUUGAUGGCCAGACUCGGUCUUCAACGCGAAAGGAUGCGCGUCGACUGCAUAUCGAUUAUUUCGGCCUUGAUGCAGCAUUGUCCUCAAGGCCUCAGCUAUGACGCUAUCGAGGCACUGCAUUAUGCCCGCGUGUUCCUGCACUACCCAAUUCGCCCCUCCGUGAUGUACGAGCUGAUGGACUUGACGAACAUUCACUACUUCAAACGGACCCUAGAACUGCUACUCUCCUCACACUCUCGAACCGCAGAGCGCAUUCUGCAGCUUGCCCCGGUACUCUGGUGGAAUGCCCUGGAGCACCAAGACGAGGAGCCGGUCCGACAGAUGGCAGUCGCUACAAACUGCCGUUUUUACAUUAUCGAAAGGCCUCGCGGCUUGCGUGAGCCGUUACAACCCGAAGUGGAAUAUGCAUAUCGACGUGGAAGUGGUAUUCGGAUCAUCGUGAUGCGCGAAUACAGCAGAAUGACGCGCAUUGUGAAGGGGUUCCCUAGCGACGAGUGGUUGGCGGUUGGGUGGAUCCAUAAGGAUUCGGACGAAGAGGUUGGGCAGGAGCUCUUCGACUGCCUCAUUACGGAAGUGCUGCAUCAGGCGGACGAUUUAAUAAGCUGCCUGAGAGCUUGCUCAGGACAAUUCGAAGACGAAAGGGUGGAUGUGCUGCGUGACGUGGUGUCUGCCGAGUGCCUCAUGCAGCACCUCAAGCUCCACGUAGUCUGCAAUCCCGUUCUUGCCAUCAGUCGCACAACAUCAAGCAACUCCGCCCCAGUGGAUCGGCUGGGCUUGUACGUUUUGACUGGCAUGUAUCUGCAUGAAUUUUUUAUCGACUGGAAGUACUGGUUUGCCUUCGACCCCACCAGCACAGAGGAGAAGUGGGGUGUCCAGCUGCUGUGCUUGGACUUGGAGGCGGAUGCGAUGGAGUGGCAGGGGCCCCGAGGAGGCCUAGGGAACUUCUUGGGCUGGAUAGAUCCGGAUAUCCAGCGUCUGGAGUCAGUCGACGCCCAGAGAGAAAGGGAAGAAGCGAUUGAACAGGUGAGACUUGGACUUUGUGGAGUGCACCGAGAGGGCGAUGGCGUGUCUGUCAGUGCGUCUGUCCGUGCGUGUGUUGCUGCUGAGGCUUUUUCACGCUUUUUUGCUCAAGGCUUGCUGAGUGCGAGGAUCAGUAUUGGAGGCCCUGCGUGGCUCCGGCAGAUCUUCGGUACGGAGGCUGGACGCACUCAGCGCCGGCUCGAUGCGGCGAAAGAGCAUCUUCUCACUCCAGGCAUUAAAUACAAGCUAGAUGGCAUUAGACAGAUCGAAUUCGGCGGGGGGGAGGCGUGCUGGGUCGAGCUGACUUGGCGAAUUCCAAAGGCGUCCAAGGGAGAGCAAGCUCCAAAAAAGUCCGCCGCUCCUACCCUCAAGCUGCUGCUCCUAGAUGACACCAGCAGAGAACGAUUCAGGAGGGCUCUCGCCGCUGGACUGAACCGCACGGAAGAAAGCAUGUGGGAUACAAAGCCAGAAAAAGCAACACCGCUAGACAGGGCGGCAAGCAGUGUACACAUAUUUAUAUGA